AUGGACACCCUACGCAGGAGCCUUUCCCGUUGGAAGAGGUACCACAUCAAGGUCCACCUGGCCGAGGAGGCACUGCUCCCGCUGACGGUGCGGCCGACGGAUACCAUGAUGGACUUGAGAGCUUACUUGGUCCGGGAAGGCGUCACGUCUUGGAAAAAAAACUUCCACUACAAUGCCCGUCAACUGGACGAGCACGAAACGGUCAAAGAGGCCAAGAUCCAGAGUUCGGUGGUCUUGCUGGUUAGCGAGAAAAGGUAG
Messenger RNA from Pantherophis guttatus, 258 nucleotides. NCBI's taxonomy places the organism in Eukaryota, Metazoa, Chordata, Lepidosauria, Squamata, Colubridae. The record is from RefSeq and is a predicted model, not a curated record.